Molecule: messenger RNA, 483 nt
Organism: Aspergillus caelatus
Lineage: Eukaryota; Fungi; Ascomycota; Eurotiomycetes; Eurotiales; Aspergillaceae
Exons: 3
Coding region: 80-430 (116 amino acids)
Source: RefSeq, a predicted model, not a curated record
CCUUCUCCUUUCUCUUUGCUCAGAACACCAAACCCAUAAUUAUCUUGCUUAUCCUUCUGGCUUUCCCCUAUCAUACAACAUGAGAAACUUCAAGAACUUCCUUCUGCUAGCAGCUAUCUCAGGAGCCUACGCUAGGAACUGCUGGUCAGGCCUGGUGUACUGCGGCUGGGAUCUCCUUAAAAUAGGAAAUUAUGAGGAAGAUAUCGAAGAUGCACUGGAACUUGCCGGACAACCUAUAAAUGCACACACCAAAAGGGAUUCGCUCUUUUUCUGCGGUGGGCCUGAUGACCUGUCGUACCAGGGUACUUGCCACCGCGGCGAAUGCCAGUGGAAUAACAAUAACGAUUACUGCAAUGGCGAUUACGAUAUUGCACCAUCUUUGGGAUUCUCAACUGGCGAAGCCUCACUUCUGCGGUCGCAGGGCCAUUGAAAUGGACGAGACCUGUUCCAGGUGGAGAGUAUUGUUGGUCAUAUUUUGCUGGG